Molecule: messenger RNA, 2565 nt
Organism: Penicillium subrubescens
Lineage: Eukaryota; Fungi; Ascomycota; Eurotiomycetes; Eurotiales; Aspergillaceae
Product: putative plasma membrane phosphate transporter Pho87
Exons: 4
Coding region: 1-2565 (854 amino acids)
Biological process (GO): phosphate ion transport; polyphosphate metabolic process; monoatomic anion transmembrane transport
Cellular component (GO): membrane
Molecular function (GO): phosphate transmembrane transporter activity
Source: RefSeq, a predicted model, not a curated record
AUGAAGUUCUCGCAUAGCAUUCAGUUCAAUGCUGUGCCCGAUUGGAGCUCCAAUUACAUUGCGUACAGCAAUCUCAAGAAAUUGAUAUAUACUCUGGAGAAGCAAGUCAAUCGCCCUGAUGGUCAAACUGGUGCAGAUGUCGAGUCCGCUCCCCUCCUGGGCAGUUCCCAGGUGAACAACCCUGAUGGGAUCUUCAAGCGCGCUCUAGAUACCGAGCUGGACAAAAUCUGUACUUUCUAUCAGCAGAAGCAGGCCGAGAUUUUCCAAAGUACGGAUGAGCUGAUGCAUGAGGCCAUGGGUUAUCUGUCAGAAACUGCUGGAGUGAACAUGGAUCCCGUCAGCGAGACAGUUAUCAAGGCCAGGAGGUUGAGCUCAGGCUCGCGGCGAGGCACAGGAAGUGUCUUCCGCAACUAUGGAAAUGGCCAGCGCCGCCGUUCAAGCGUCAUCAGUGAGGAUGAUGUCGAUAGUGACGAUGAGCACGCUCACCCGGCAGCUCUCGGUCUACGCCAACGAACUUCUACGGAUGGCGGGUCGACAACCGAUGACGCCCAUGCGGGUGACAUGGCAGAUUCAACGUUCUGGGGCCAGGCAAGCAGUCGCUUACGUCGAGAUUCUGACCUGAGUGAUCAGGCGUUCCUGGCUCUGUACAAUGCGGGUGUUUCGCUUAAGAAGCGUCUCAUUGAGUCAUAUGUAUCCCUCUGCGAGCUGAGAUCCUUCAUUGAGCUCAACAGGACUGGCUUUUCCAAAGCCUUGAAGAAGUACGACAAGACCCUGUUCCGCAACAUGCGCCGAGACUACCUGGCUACCGUGGUACACCCAGCCAUCCCAUUCACUGAUCUCACCAUGGCUGCCGUGGAUAACCACAUUGAAAAGGUCGAGGGCAUGUAUGCGGAUGUCGUCACCAAGGGAAAUCGCGAGCUUGCUAGUCGUGAGUUGCGUCUCCACCUUCGCGAGCAUGUGGUUUGGGAGCGUAACACGGUUUGGCGUGAGAUGAUCGAGAUCGAACGCCGUGCGCAGGCUGCCAAUGUCGGUAUUCGUCGAACUCUCCUAGGAGGCGAUGAAGACCCGGCCACUGCUCGACGCCAAGGUGAUAAGCAGGAGAUUCGCACGCAAGAGUUUGCUACUCCUCUUGGUCGUAUUCACUUCCCGUUGUGGCUAUGUAGUUUGAGCUUUGGCACUCUUGUGUUCAGUCUUGCUGUUUUCGGAGCCAUGCUCUCGGUGCCAAUCAUGGAAUCAGUCGAACAGCAAAACUGCCUUGCGAUGCUUGUCCUGGUCAGCAUUCUGUGGGCGACUGAGGCCAUCCCACUUUUCGUGACCUCACUGUUGAUCCCGUUCCUGGUCGUCGUCCUCGGAAUUUUGCGAUCAGAUGAUAAACCACACAAGCGACUGGGCCCGAAAGAAGCUACCAGCAUGGUCUUCGCAUCCAUGUGGACUCCAGUGAUCAUGCUGCUACUCGGUGGUUUCACCAUUGCUGCGGCUCUGUCCAAAUACGACAUCGCCCGACGAAUGGCCAUGUUUGUUCUGAGCAAGGCCGGGUCGAAGCCAAAGGUUGUCCUCCUCACGAACAUGUUUGUGAGCAUGUUCCUGAGUAUGUGGAUUAGUAACGUUGCUUCGCCUGUGCUCUGCUACUCGAUCAUCCAGCCCUUGCUCCGCAACCUGUCCCCCGAUUCCGAUUUUGCCAAGGCACUUGUCCUGGGUAUCGCAUUAGCAGCCAAUGUUGGUGGUGCUGCGUCUCCAAUUGCUUCGCCACAAAAUAUCAUCGCCCUUCAAAAUAUGUUCCCCAGCAUCAGCUGGGGAACUUGGUUCUUCAUCUCGCUGCCCGUCUGCAUUAUCUCAAUUUUCCUAAUCUGGGGUCUUCUGCUUGUUACCUUCAACCCCGGCCGCAACGCCACUGUCAUCCCUUUUCGCCCUGUCAAGGACCGCUUUACUGGCAUCCAGUACUUCAUCAGUGCUGUCACGUUGGUCACUAUUGCGCUCUGGUGUGCAAGCCAUCAACUCGAACAUAUCUUCGGUGAUAUGGGCGUGAUUGCUAUCAUCCCGCUGGUCCUGUUCUUCGGAACUGGAAUCCUCAACAAGGAGGAUUUCAACAAUUUCCUGUGGACUAUCAUCAUCCUCGCCGCUGGCGGUCUCUGUCUCGGUAAAGCUGUCACCUCUUCCGGCUUGCUGCACACCAUCGCCUCUGGCAUCACCGCCAAGGUCGAGCACCUCAGCCUGUAUAGCGUGCUUCUCGUCUUCUCGGCGUUGAUCCUCGUCAUCGCUACAUUUAUUUCGCACACCGUUGCCGCUUUGAUUAUCCUCCCUCUCGUCCGCCAGAUCGGUGUGGGCAUGGAGAACCCCCACCCCAAUUUGCUGGUCAUGGCCAGUGCGCUGAUGUGUUCUGUUGCUAUGGCCUUGCCCACCAGCGGGUUCCCUAACAUGACUGCCAUCAUGACCGAAGUCCCACAAACCGGUCAGCGCUACCUCCAGGUCCGCCACUUCCUCACCCGGGGUAUCCCAGCGAGUCUGAUGUCCUUUGUGGUGAUUGUGACCCUCGGCUAUGGUCUCAUGUAUAUUGCGGGUCUUUAA